AUGCUCGCCGGCAAGAACUCGAUCGACGAGUUGAGCAUGUUCGCACGUAUGGCCCCGCAUUUACACGCCCGACGAGCAGUCGAGCACCACAUUUACAAGAUCGACAGAAAAGCAUACACAGGAGAACGCGUGGGCCGCGCCCUCCCUAGUCGUGCUAUCUGUCGCCCUCUUCGUGGCGGCUACGGUUGUCUUGACUCGCCGACGUCGUCGUGGACGCGAAGGUGUGCGAGCUAUAUGUGCGCAGGCAAUCUCUACUCACAUGUCCGAUCGGUCUUGAAUAAUCCAGGUGAUCCCUCAAGCUCGUCAUACUCUCUUCCGCCGCCGCAUUAG
Molecule: messenger RNA, 330 nt
Organism: Schizophyllum commune H4-8
Lineage: Eukaryota; Fungi; Basidiomycota; Agaricomycetes; Agaricales; Schizophyllaceae
Exons: 2
Coding region: 1-330 (109 amino acids)
Source: RefSeq, a predicted model, not a curated record